Messenger RNA from Peronospora matthiolae, 1164 nucleotides. NCBI's taxonomy places the organism in Eukaryota, Oomycota, Peronosporomycetes, Peronosporales, Peronosporaceae. The record is from the annotation of a GenBank genome assembly.
AUGACAGAGACAUUGAAUGUCAUAGUCAAUGAUGGAUCAAGUGUAGGCGCUUAUACACUUGAUCUGAUUGCGCCUCCGAAGUUGACUUCGGAGAUCACUCAGUUACCAACGCUCGAACAUAAAAGGUUCUUGCGUGAUCUGCGUAGUGGCAGAGUCAAGCAGAUCUGCGUACUCGUCGCUGACGACGAGUGUGUAGCCGACAUAAGGUCAGCAACAGUGUUUACUGAGAACGAGAGAGUUCUCAGUAGUUCAUCGAAGAACGAGAGUGUCCUCGAUGAAAAGACACGAGUUGAGCGAUAUGACUCCCAAUCGUGGGAAUCGCUCAAGAAAAAUCCUCUCUAUGAAGAUUUGGUUGAAUUCAAGGAUGUAUUCCCUGAAACUGUUCCGUGCGAGUUACCGAAGGAUAAAGGUAUUCGACACGAGGUCGAGCUUAAACCAGGCUCGAAGUACUGUGUCAUGAAGCAGUGGCCACUGCCUCGUGAACAAGUACUUGCGAUCGACAAGUUCUUUGCCGAUCGUUUAGCAGCGGGCCAUGUGAGGGAAUCAACUUCCCCACAUAGCUCUCCGACCUUCUGUGUGCGAAAAGCAACAGGAGGAUGGCGGAUAGUGCACGCGUUUAACAAAUUGAACGCUGCAACGGUACCGGCUCAGACGCCGAUACCGAGGAAGGACGUAAUCAUUGAUGGUAUGUCAAAGAGUACCAUCUUUUCGUCCAUGGAUUUGAUGGAUGGCUUCUACCAAAUCCUUAUGCGGGAAAGGGAUAUACCCUAUACCGCAGUUAGCACGCCUAGCGGCAUGCUCUGGGAAUGGCUAGUAAUGCCACAAGGGCUCAGUAAUGCCCCUGCCACGUUCAACAGGUGUGUAUCACAUCUGUUGAGGCCAGUACGAGAAUUCGCGCCGAGUUAUUUCGAUGACGUAUUCAUCCAUAGUCGAGCUAUGGAUGGAAAGUCGGACGUUGAGGUUCACAAGUACCACGUCCGACAAGUUCUUACAAUCAUGCGAAAGCAUCAAUUGUAUGCUAACCUCAAGAAGUGCAUAUUUGCAGCAAGCGAAAUACCACUUCUUGGGUGCAUCGUUGGUAAGAACGGUGUACGUCCUGAUCCCGAAAAGAUCAAGGCGAUCACCGACUGGCCUGUGCCGGUUGAUGUCAAAGGUCUUCGAUAA